This is a messenger RNA of Corapipo altera (White-ruffed manakin), 1254 nucleotides long. It is a transcript of the gene ERP27, whose product is annotated as endoplasmic reticulum protein 27. Gene Ontology annotation, biological process: protein folding; response to endoplasmic reticulum stress. The record is from RefSeq and is a predicted model, not a curated record. NCBI's taxonomy places the organism in Eukaryota, Metazoa, Chordata, Aves, Passeriformes, Pipridae. The transcript has 6 exons. Gene Ontology annotation, cellular component: endoplasmic reticulum. The coding region runs from base 1 to 777 and encodes 258 amino acids.
AUGCGGCUCGGACGCGCGGGGGCCGCUCGGGGCCGUUGUGCCCGCGGCGGGCGGCAGGUGUCGCUGUCGCUCCGCCCCGGGCGGCGGGGUCGGGGAGUGCCCGCGGGGGCUCCGCCCGUCACCGCCCGGCCCUUCACUGCCCUCCCUCUGCCUCCGCAGGAACCGGAGAGCGCCGAAGCGUCCCAGUUUCGCCUGGCGGCCGGCCGGAUCCCGGAGGUGCCCUUCGGCCUCAGCACCAACCCCGCCGUCCUGUCCCACUACGGCGUCUCGGCGAACACCGUCACGCUGUUCCGCAGGGUAGACAAUGACCGGAGGGAUCUGGAUAUGAACAACAAAGAUGUUGAUACUGAGAAGAUGACUCGUUUCGUUCGGAUGAAUGAUCUCCGCCUGGUGACAGAGUACAACCCUGUGACAUCAAUAGGUGUGAUGCAGAGUUCGCUCCAGUUUAACCUCCUCCUGAUCACAGACAAGAUGUCCCCAAAGCACCCUGAGCGAAUGCGCAAGUUUCGGGCGGCAGCAGAGCUCUUCAAGGGAAAGAUUCUCUUUAUCCUGUUAGACAGCAAUUUGAAGAGCAAUGAACCAGUAGUGUCAUACUUCCAGCUGAAGAAGUCCCAGCUGCCAGCUCUGGCUGUAUUCCACACACCAGAUGAUGAGCAUGAUGUGAUGACUGUGGAUGAAAUCUCCAUUGAGCAUGUACAGGACUUCUGUAAUGGUUUCAUACAAAGAAUGAAGAAGAAAGAAGACGAAUCUGAGAAGCCCCUCAAUGAGGAACUCUGAUUCUUUCUCAGCCAACAGGAUGACUGUGCCCAGAAUCACCUGUUUCUCCUGUAUUAAGAGUUCACUUCACUCUGCAGCUCGACAACUUCUGAACCAAGUUGGUCAUGUAUUCCCAUCACCAUUCUAUGUAUAUAUAUUCUGUCUAUCCUCUCCAGAAAUCUCUUCUCUCUUCUCAUUCAUUGGCUCCAGUUCACUUCUUUUCAGUACUCCAGUACCUUUGGUAUUGCCUUACAUUGUGUCCUUCCAUGCCACUCUGUUGGAGCAAAGAGCGGCGUAGCAAAAGGGCAAUAUCAGAGGUAAAGCUAGUAGUUCCCAGGGAUCUGUUUCCCUCAUUCUCUUGGCUUUUGGUGAUAUGCUGGGAUGCACUGUCAGCCUUUCCUGACACUACAAAUGGAUUGGUUGCAUGAUGUCACAUGACCUUUUCCAUUUAUUUUACUAAAUAAAGCAGAAAGUGAAUAGCCUGAAUUUUUACUCAAA